Messenger RNA from Linderina pennispora, 1232 nucleotides. RefSeq names its product trypsin-like serine protease. Gene Ontology annotation, biological process: proteolysis. Gene Ontology annotation, molecular function: serine-type endopeptidase activity. Lineage: Eukaryota; Fungi; Kickxellomycota; Kickxellomycetes; Kickxellales; Kickxellaceae. Bases 42 to 1049 code for a protein of 335 amino acids. The record is from RefSeq and is a predicted model, not a curated record. The transcript has a single exon.
UCUUUGUUUACCUCUGCGAGUAUUUAUUUACUUAUUCUGUUAUGCAUACACUGUCCAUACUAUUAGCCCUCGCUCUCCCACUCACACUAGCAUUGAACGAGCCGCGGAUCCUGGGCGGGCAGGCGGCACUUCCCGGCCAGUACAACGCUACAGCACUUGUGCUGGUAGCGACAUCAGCCAAGCAGACGACAGUAUGCGGGGGCACGCUGAUAUCGUCGCGCGCAGUUCUGACGGCUGCGCACUGUGUGCAGAGCCUUCUGGGCGACAACUACGAGCCGGAGCAGUUCACAGUGGGUGUGGGGCAGCUGAGCAGCGAGGGGUUCAAUCUGACGCACCCGUAUUUUGUGGACAAGACCAUUGCACAUCCAUCGUAUUCCGCCGACAUAGUAUCGAACGACAUUGGGCUGAUACUGCUGAACUCGUCGGUGCCCGCCAACGUUAGCACGCCGAUGAAAAUCAUCAAGGGCUAUGACUGGGGAGCGCGGCUGGUGGCGACCGGGUACGGGCAGACGACGAACCAGAAGGGCUCUUUGGCCACGCAGCUGAUGGCGGUGGAGCUACGGCUGGGCAAUGUGACGCACUGCAAGAGCUUGAAUCCCCACUGGAAGCAAGACACCCAGAUGUGCACGGACGGAACCGUGGGCCGCGACACGUGCAAUGCCGAUAGCGGCGGCCCGCUGAUGGGUCAGUAUAAUGAUGCAGGCGACUGGGGGCUGGUGGGCGUGACAUCGUAUGGCGAGGAGGGCAAGGCGAGUAGUGGCGGCAACAUGUGCGGGACCGAAGGUGGCGCCGGGUUCUAUACGUAUGCGGCGUAUUAUGCUGACUGGAUUGCCCAGAAUGCGGGGCUGGAGAGGGACAAGAUCUUGGUUGUGAAUUCAACCACGGUGCACCCGAAUGCGACGCUGAUGGCUGAGGCAUCGGAGGGGUCGACAGUGCUGGCGGUGGCAAGCGAGUCACUGACGUCGGCGGCUGCGGCGGGGCCGGCAAGUGGUAUAGCAGCAGUGGUGGCAGCAGCAGUGCAUAUUGCAAUGUGUCUGGCAUUGGCAUAAUGGAUGUGAAGAGGAGGCUUUAUGUUUUUGUGUUUUGCCUUGUCCGGAAACCUCGCAAAACGACUCGCAGAACCUGGAAUGCAGGCCGGCAGAGGCCAGGUUCGAUCCCCCCCCCAAUACCGAGCAGAGGGGAAAAAUCAAGGAUUCUCGCAGUCAGCUUCUGGCUUUGCGAUGCCAGCGAGU